CUCAACAUUCAAUACUCCCAAUACUCCUGUUCGCCAGCUUGACAGUUUUGGGGACACCCCUGUUCGCCAGCUCGAUAGUUUCGAGCAUUCACCGUUGCAUAAUAAUCCGAACUCUUCUCCAGCAACGGUGACAUCUGUAAAUUCUAUAAAUGGAAGUGUUACGCGAAGAAGGCUGAUUUUUAGGCGUCCAGCAACAAUAAAUGAAAAUCCAGAACACCUUGCUCAAGAUCCAUCAUCGGAUCCUCUUAGAGCGCUUUUAGAUGAGGAGGAUGGAAUUACGAGUAAUUCAGGGACAAUUGGAUCACUUAAAACACCCAGGAAUUAUCGUGGUGACGUGCAUCCCAGCAUUAGAUUACCCUUGAAUGAGGAUAAUGAGAAUGGUAAUUUGGAUGAAUUACCGGCUAAUGAAAGCGAAAGGCUUGAUGAGGAGCAGAGAAAAGUAAAAGAGAGACAAGAUCAAAUAUGGGGUACCAAUGUAGAAAUAAAAGAAGUCAAAAAAUCAUUUGAAGAUUUUCUUUUUAACUUUAAGCUACGAUACCGUAAGGAGAAAGAAAACCUUACCGUAACAGAUAUAGACAGGGAACCAUUCUAUCAGAAUUAUAUGCAAAAGAUUAAGCAAACAGAAAUAUACAAGUUGAACCUCGACAUGCAAAAUCUUCUUGCAUACGAACCAGCAAAAAAAUUGUAUUUUCAACUAAUGAACUAUCCUCAAGAAAUCCUCCCAAUUUUUGAUGAUGUUCUUACGGCCACUUACAAAAAACAUUGCAUGAUUGAGGAUCCGAAUAACCAAAUAAUGUUAAAGGUGCGACCAUUUAACUUAGGAAAAUCCACAAACAUGCGAGAUUUGAAUCCAGCAGGGAAUUACUUAAGCUAUUAUCACACCGACUUCUUGACCUCGCCUAUACUUCCUGAAAUGUCUGCUGCCUUUUUCCGUUGUUCGAUUUGUGAUUCUUCCGUCGAGGUUGAAGUGGACCGUGGCAAGAUUGAUGAACCUCACAGGUGCCGUAGACGUGAGUGUAACUCAACGAACACAAUGACUUUGAUACACAAUAGGUCUUCUUUCAAAGAUAGACAAGUUUGUCGAUUGCAAGAAACUCCAGAUAACAUCCCUGAUGGGCAAACUCCCCACUCUGUAUCCGUCUGUUUAUAUGAUGAAUUAGUCGAUACCUCACGACCUGGUGACAAAGUUGAAUUAACUGCUAUUUAUCGUUCCACACCAAUUCGGGUUCAUCCACGCAAACGUACUAUUAAAGCUUUAUUUAAGACCUAUCUCGAUGUAGUUCAUAUUGCAAAGGCUGAUCAGAAUCGUCAGAAUGAUAACUUAUUCGAUCCUGAAGAUUAUUUCAGCUAUGAUUUAAAUGCUGAAAAUGAUGAUAAUAUUGCUUCAUCAAACACUCCACAGGAGACCAGACCAGAAUUUACCGAAGAGGAUAUUCAAUAUUUUGAAAGUUUACCAAGUCAGAGUGAUUUUGACUUAUAUCAGAAUCUAGCGCAGUCUCUAGCACCAAGUAUUUACGGAUUAGAUGAUAUUAAAAAAGGAAUACUCCUACAGUUAUUCGGUGGAACUUGUAAAAAACUCGAGAGGUCAGGCUCGCCUCAUUACAGAGGAGAUGUGAAUGUUUUGCUGGUUGGCGAUCCUGGUACUGCCAAAUCUCAAAUGUUGCAGUAUGUCCAUAAAAUUGCUCCCCGUGGAGUUUAUACUUCCGGAAAAGGAUCUUCAGCGGUUGGUUUAACUGCAUAUGUCACAAGAGACCCAGACACUAAACAAAUGGUACUAGAAAGUGGUGCAUUGGUGCUUAGCGAUGAAGGUGUUUGCUGUAUUGAUGAAUUUGACAAAAUGUCGGAUGGUGCACGUGCUAUCCUUCAUGAAGUGAUGGAACAACAAACUGUAUCUGUUGCUAAAGCUGGGAUUAUUACAACUCUCAACGCUCGUACGUCUGUUCUCGCAUCUGCUAAUCCUAUUGAUUCGAAAUAUAAUCCGAAACUAUCCAUAGUAAAGAACAUCGAUUUACCACCAACUUUGAUGUCCAGAUUUGAUCUGAUUUAUUUGGUAUUAGAUAAAGUAGAUUUGACCGCAGACAAAAGGCUGGCAAAACAUUUGGUUUCUUUAUAUAGAGAAAAUAAUCCUUAUGUUGUCAGAAGAGAUAUUUUGUCUAUCAAGACUUUAACAAAAUACAUCAAAUACGCUCGUAAAAAUUACCAUCCGGUUAUUGGAGAUGAUGAAUCAGCCAAUGCUUUGGUCAAUGCUUAUGUAGAUUUACGUAAGAUCGGAAUUGAUCCGCGUUCUUCUGAAAACAUCAUUACUGCGACGACUAGACAGUUGGAAUCAAUGAUUAGACUGUCAGAAGCUCAUGCACGCAUGAGGCUUUCACAAAAAGUUGAAAUAUCGGAUGUUAGAGAGGCUGAACGACUACUUAGAGAAGCUAUACAGCUUUCUGCAUGGGACCCCGAAACCGGCAGAAUUGACAUGGAUUUAAUUACCACAGGACACGGUAGUCAUGAAAGACGUGUACUAGAGGCUAUGCGCAACGCAUUUGUAAGGAUGUUGUCAGAAACGAAUUCGAGAAGCAUAUCAGUUAAAAAAGCUUUAGAAGAUUUUAGAGCACAAUCAGAUGAGCCGAUCCACGAAAAACAAUUUGAAAGUAUUCUCCGAACUCUAGAGCAUGAUGGAGCCAUUAAAGUAACUGGAGCUAGUCGAAGUGAUCCACGUAAAGUGUUUGACCUAACUAAGUAUGUGACCAUUACGGAAGAAUGGUGUUUAAGUUCCAUUGAUUUAGCAACUAUGGGAAUGAGAUCAUCUGGGGCUCUUCUGGUUCACAAUUUAUCGGAAAUCU
Dentiscutata erythropus is the source of this 2834-nucleotide messenger RNA. The record is from the annotation of a GenBank genome assembly. NCBI's taxonomy places the organism in Eukaryota, Fungi, Glomeromycota, Glomeromycetes, Diversisporales, Gigasporaceae.